Drosophila ananassae is the source of this 928-nucleotide messenger RNA. RefSeq names its product NHP2-like protein 1 homolog (gene hoip). Gene Ontology annotation, biological process: maturation of SSU-rRNA; mRNA splicing, via spliceosome; ribosome biogenesis. NCBI's taxonomy places the organism in Eukaryota, Metazoa, Arthropoda, Insecta, Diptera, Drosophilidae. The coding region runs from base 482 to 865 and encodes 127 amino acids. The record is from RefSeq and is a predicted model, not a curated record. The transcript has 2 exons. Gene Ontology annotation, molecular function: RNA binding. Gene Ontology annotation, cellular component: precatalytic spliceosome; nucleolus; box C/D methylation guide snoRNP complex.
UACCAAGAAUAUACAUAUCACUUUUGACAUUUACGUAUCUUUGAAACCAAGAAAUAAAAAAUUUUUGUGUGUGGAAAAUAUUCAAAAAUAUCCCUAAAUUUUGGCCGCAAAUGUCCUCUUUCCAACAGUAGAGCAAAUUCCUUCAAUUUCAUAUUUUAGCCAGAUAUUUUAUUUUAAUAAAUAAGCUUAAGCUAUAGAACUAUAAGGCAUGUUACGGUAAUAAAUAAAAGUAAAAUAAAUGUAAAUUUUUUAAAAAUAAUUUCAAGCGAACGAGAACUCCCUCAACGGCCGUUAGUGUGACCAUCAAUGGACGCUAUUAAGGGAUUCUUCACACGAACGGUCUUACAGCAUCGAUGCACGUGUUUUAAAAUCGUUUACAAUUAAUUGCGAUUCACCCUCCAUUGCCCUCAGUGAAGCAACAAGCCGAGAGGUUGCAUUUAAUUAAAUUCCUAUUGAAACUCCUAAGAAAAAACCCUUAAAAAUGACCGAAGAAGUGAACCCCAAGGCAUUCCCGCUGGCCGAUGCCCAACUGACGGCCAAAAUCAUGAACUUGCUGCAGCAGGCCCUGAACUACAACCAGCUGCGCAAGGGCGCCAACGAGGCCACCAAGACCCUGAACCGUGGUUUGGCCGACAUCGUUGUCCUGGCUGGCGACACCGAGCCCAUUGAGAUCCUUCUCCACCUCCCGCUGCUGUGCGAGGACAAGAACGUGCCCUACGUGUUUGUGCGCUCCAAGCAGGCUCUGGGACGCGCCUGCGGAGUCUCGCGCCCGAUCGUCGCCUGCUCGGUGACCACCAACGAGGGCAGCCAGCUGAAGUCUCAGAUCACCUCGAUCCAGCAGGAGAUUGAGCGACUGCUAGUCUAAGUUUAGAGCAUAAGAGAACAAGUACAAAGUCAAUAAAUCUGUAUUUUUCAAUUUAAAAUUCAA